This is a messenger RNA of Parnassius apollo (apollo), 618 nucleotides long. NCBI's taxonomy places the organism in Eukaryota, Metazoa, Arthropoda, Insecta, Lepidoptera, Papilionidae. The record is from the annotation of a GenBank genome assembly.
AUGUCUGGAGAUCAAGAUCCACAAAUCGGCGCUUAUAUCCAUAUGAGAUGGAAACUGAUUACUUGUUGGUUUAACCUCCUCACUAUGUUAUAUUUUCCUGUCUGUCUGUACUGUGAUUGGAAGGAGCGGCACGGCCAGUGGAACUCGAGACGUGUCGCCAUGCUUAGACAGCUGAAAGACCGCGUGAUGACAAGUAUUCUGUUUCCGGUUACUUUAUUUGCUGAUUUCAUGUUCUGGCGCAUGUGGCACAAGGAUUUAACAUUGAUAGCACCGCCAAGAAUAUUUGCGUAUCUGCCAUACUGGGCGCAACAUUCCCUUCACACAGUGUCGAUGGUCAUAAUGGUUUUGGAUCUUCUGCUCGUACCUCGGCGAAGACCUCACAGUAUGUGGCCUGGCGUUCUCAUAAUGCUGUCAUUUUUGGCGACAUAUAUGUCCAUGUGCAUGACUAGUCUUCGGAAUGGGUACGUGGUGUAUUCAAUAUUUGAAAUCUUCGACGGAUUUAAAUUAUUGUUAUUAGCACUUAUGGUAAUAACGGAAUGCUUGUUUUUCUAUUCAAUCCAGUGGUGUGUAAUAGACGUAGUCUGGGGUAACAAAGUUAAUAAAAAACUCAAAACGUAA